This is a messenger RNA of Nycticebus coucang (slow loris), 1047 nucleotides long. RefSeq names its product keratin-associated protein 10-1-like. The record is from RefSeq and is a predicted model, not a curated record. The transcript is spliced from 4 exons. Bases 1 to 1047 code for a protein of 348 amino acids. Gene Ontology annotation, cellular component: keratin filament. NCBI's taxonomy places the organism in Eukaryota, Metazoa, Chordata, Mammalia, Primates, Lorisidae.
AUGGCCAUGUCCUCCAUGUCCGUCUGCUCCAGCACUUGCACUGACCCCUGGCAGGUGGACAACUGCCCAGAGAGCUGCUGCGAGCCCCCAUGCUGUGCCCCCAGCUGCUGCACCCCGACCCCCUGCCUGACCCUGGUCUGCAGCCCAGUGAGCUGUGUGUCCAGCCCCUGCCAACCAGUCUUGAGCUGUGUGUCCAGCCCCUGCCAAACAGUCUGCACCAGCUCCUGCACACCCUCCUGCUGCCAGCAGUCUAGCUGUACCUCGUCCCCCUGCCAGCAGGCUUGCUGUGUGCCCGUGAGCUGUAAGCCCGUCUGCUGUGUGCCUGUCUGCUCUGGGGAUUCCUCUUCAUGCUGCCAACAGUCUAGCUGCCAGCCGGCUUGCUGCACCCCGUCCCCCUGCCAGCAGGCCUGCUGUGUGCCCAUGAGCUGCAAGCCCGUCUGCUGUGUACCCUCCUCCUGCUGCAGACCCUCCUCCUGUGUCUGCUGCGCCCUGACCCCCUGCCUGACCCUGGUCUGCAGCCCAGUGAGCUGUGUGUCCAGCCCCUGCCAAACAGUUUGCACCAGCUCCUGCACACCCUCCUGCUGCCAGCAGUCUAGCUGCCAGCCGGCUUGCUGCACCCUGUCCCCCUGCCAGCAGGCCUGCUGUGUGCCCGUGAGCUGCAAGCCCAUCUGCUGUGUGCCUGUCUGCUCUGGGGAUUCCUCUUCAUGCUGCCAACAGUCUAGCUGCCAGCCGGCUUGCUGCACCCCGUCCCCCUGCCAGCAGGCCUGCUGUGUGCCCAUGAGCUGCAAGCCUGUCUGCUGUGUGCCCGUCUGCAUUAGAGCUGCCCCCUGCUCCACCUCCUCAUGCUGCCAGCCCAGCCCCUGCCCCUCCUCCUGCUGCAGACCCUCCUCCUGCUGCAGACCCUCCUCCUGUGUGUCCCUCCUCUGCCGCCCUGUGUGCAGACCUGCCUGCUGUGUCCCCACCUCCUCCUGCCAGCCCAGCUGCCCCCGCCCAGCCUCCAGUGUGUCCCUCCUCUGCCGUCCCACCUGUCCCCGCCCAGCCUGCUGA